AUGAGCUCUAUGGUUUACGUGUGCCCCAGUGCAUAUCUUGCUUCUCAAGGUGCCGAGCAAUGGCAUAGCGAAAGCUUCAAGCCCGGGUUUGUCCCAAUUCUGAGAACCAGUUUAUUGAGAUUUAGAGAUGAGCUUGACAAAGUGGUCUCAAAGGUAAACCAACAAAAGUCAGCGCAUACAUACCAGACUUCUGACGGUGAUACUACAACUGUGGUGGAGAAACAAUCCGCUUCUGAGGUCAUCGGGCAAGUUUCUGAAGACUCGGCGCUGCAUAAUUACCGGGAUCUAAAGCAGUUUUUACCAAUCACGCUUGAACAGCAGCUAUGCACCAUUUCCGUGAAGGGUCUUCCGAGUACGUUGGUAGAGACGCAAAUAGCCGAGUUUGUAAACGUGUUGGAAGGUCUUACAACAGAAAAAGUGGGAAUUACGAAAGUAUUGCAUAGUUGGAGUUUUUUUAAAGGAUUGGAUUCUACGGCUCUUCUUCUGAGAUGUACUGACUUGAAACAAUUACCAUCAGUGCUUGCAUUUUGGAAUCACCUUUUCUCUCGAUGGUCCGAAAAGGACGAUAUCCUUAAACUAAGUUUGCAUCAAGACGAAAACACAACACGAUUUUUCAAAGAUCAUAUGGAAGAUGCGACUGAUGAGGUUCCGGAAGCUGAAGUGGACGGGCAAAUCACAAUUUUGGGCAAUUUUUUGAAGAACUUGAAACAGUCAGAUUCACAAGCGGGUGAGGAGAACCUGUCGGUAGAUUAUCAUGUAGAUGUCAGCACUUUGAGCGAUUUGCCGCGAUCCUCGCUUGAACAGCUUUGCAAAGACGUUGUGCAUUUUCGAACGCGUGUCGUAACGAUCGAGAAGGAGAAGCGCGCUAAAGCGGAGUACGAGGAAAACAAGCGCAUGGGACAACAUAUGAAGAACGUUUUUGACCAAAUCCGCAAGAGCAAAGGUAACGCUAAACUAGCAGAAGAUGACGAAGAAUUCGACGGUUUAGAGGAUGAUGAUGCUGGAUAUUUAGAAGAUGACCUGGUGGUAGAAAAACGUGAACAAGAAAAAUUGCAAAUGGACUCGGACCGCUUGUUUACGGAACUACUGGAUAAUCUUGCCACUAAGAUUGAGCCACGGCUGCAAAAGCUACAGCAGCAACUAGCGCAUGAAAACAGCUAUGAACAGACACUCGAAAAGGAGAGGCCGCUCUAUUUGAAAGAAUUAUUGCAUUUGGCUUACAGCCCGUACUACGAUCAUCAUCGGUCUUUCAAAGACGAGGAAAUUCGUCGCGAUAACAAGGACCGGGAUGUAAACGGAAUAGCAGAGCCUUUGGUGGACGAAACUGUGGAGAAGAAAGAAAUGCCUCUGGUAUCUGAGCCCAGUAAAUUUAAGCUGCAGAUUAGUAAACCAAAGGAGGAGGAAGAAAAAGAUAAUGGAAAACUGCUACAAUCUGGCGAAGACUUGGAUAUGCUUUUGCAAAAAUUGCGCGAUUCAAACCUGGUGCGCGAUUUGGCAAUCGAAUUUUUAGGCGAGACCGAUCAAGAUUUGGAAGAUUAUAUUUUCGAUCAUCUUAAGGAGCAUGCCAGUAGGGCUGAAUUACUCGCCGAGCUGCGAGAAACUUUUGACGAAGACGCGGAGGUGAUUGUGGAUCGGAUUUGGAGCAAACUCGAGAGCUUGAGCAGUUAA
This is a messenger RNA of Lachancea lanzarotensis, 1668 nucleotides long. It is a transcript of the gene SNU71, whose product is annotated as LALA0S02e05314g1_1. The transcript has a single exon. Gene Ontology annotation, biological process: mRNA processing. Lineage: Eukaryota; Fungi; Ascomycota; Saccharomycetes; Saccharomycetales; Saccharomycetaceae. The coding region runs from base 1 to 1668 and encodes 555 amino acids. The record is from RefSeq and is a predicted model, not a curated record.